UUAUUGAAUGUCUCCAGUUUGUGCUCCCCGCCGGCCCUCGAGCCACGGUUGAACACAGAUUUAAAAAAAACAGACAGAGAGCGAACGAGUGGGUCCACAGUCCGUGUGAUCGCGUCCACUAUCGUGUCCGUCCGUGGGCGCUGUAACUUUUCUGGUGACUAUGGAGGCCUUGGAUCAACGACUCAACACCUUCUUGGAAUCAUGGUUGGGUCCCAGAGACCAGAGGGUCCGGGGUUGGCUGCUGCUCGACAACUACUCGCCGACUCUCGCCCUCACCCUUGUGUACCUGGUGGUGGUGUGGACGGGGCCCAAAUACAUGAGACACAGGCGGGCGUUGUCGUGCAAAGGCCUCCUCGUAGUCUACAACAUGAGCCUUAUGCUCCUGUCGCUCUGCAUCUUCUACCAGCUCGUGUCUGCUCUGUGGAACAGCAGCUAUGACUUGUACUGCCAGGACACAAACAGUGCACCGGAAGUGGAUAAUAAGGCGAGUCAGUAAUACUGUACUUGCAAUGUGCCAGUUCUCCGUGUGUCCCCCACCCCCUUCCCCCUCAUUCUUAAUGACACCAACAGUUACAUGAUCUGGUGAGGGAGCGCCACCAAAAUCUUUUGGGGGAAAAAUGGGUCUCUAUAAGUGAGUCAAGUCAAACCAUCGGCAUGAGUGACAAUCAAGUACCUACAAAUUUAAACCGAUGUCAAUAUCUCGGUAUUGUUUUCAGCAAUUCAGCAAUUUUGUGACUCACCUAAACAUCCCGGCACUAACAACAUGCUGAUUUGCGUUUCUCCGCAGGUCAUGAAUGUGCUGUGGUGGUACUACUUCUCCAAGUUCAUUGAGUUGAUGGACACCGUCUUCUUCAUUCUGCGAAAGAACAAUCACCAGCUCACCUUUCUUCACGUCUAUCACCACAUCAGCAUGCUCAACAUCUGGUGGUUUGUCCUCAACUGGCUCCCCUGUGGUCACUCCUACUUCGGGCCUACCCUCAACAGUUUCGUCCAUGUGGUCAUGUACUCGUACUACGGCCUGUCCGCCAUCCCCGCCAUGCGGCCAUACCUCUGGUGGAAAAAGUACAUCACGCAGCUCCAGCUGAUCCAGUUCUUCUUAACAGUGUUGCAGACCUUGGGUGCCAUCAUCUGGCCGUGUGGUGUGCCCAUCGGUUGGCUCUACUUCCAAAUCAUUUACAUGAGCACCCUUACCGUCUUCUUUUCCAACUUCUACAUUCAGACAUACAAGACGGACAAGAGGGGGGAACUAAUAAACAGCGCUUCCCUGUCUACCAACGGACACUCGAAAAGGAACGCCACGCUCAAAACAAAGAUGAACUGAGGCUGGAUGAACACUGGCGACUCUCGGCCUUGCCCCUAUUGACACUGAUAGUUUGUCGGCCAAUGCCGCUAAGUCAAGUCGGCCAAGGUCUACAACCUUCCUUGUAUUUGCUUGUUGAAUUUAAACUGACCAACUCGGCAGGCAGACUUUCCAUGCAUAUUGUGAAUGUGCUGUAAAUUUGAAGCACACAGCGUUUCGGAGCGUCCUUGACAUGUAACCAGAGAGCGCUUCUUGCUUCCUGCCUGUGCUGUUGCAUAAUCUCUAAACACUGUACUCGAUGUCCUUUGUAGAGCCAUGACAGCGCAAGAUGCUUCUCAUCAAAUAGUUACACAGUAGACGCACUGAUAUGAAACAUUAACCAAAUCCCCAAGCACUCAUUUUUAAUGGGUUAUUCAGCAAAAAGGGGGCUGUAUUUAUUAUGAGCACGAUCACACUGCAUACACCACUUUGUAGACUUUUUUUUUUU
This is a messenger RNA of Hippocampus zosterae (dwarf seahorse), 1787 nucleotides long. RefSeq names its product ELOVL fatty acid elongase 5 (gene elovl5). Lineage: Eukaryota; Metazoa; Chordata; Actinopteri; Syngnathiformes; Syngnathidae. Bases 764 to 1321 code for a protein of 185 amino acids. Gene Ontology annotation, molecular function: fatty acid elongase activity. The record is from RefSeq and is a predicted model, not a curated record. The transcript is spliced from 7 exons. Gene Ontology annotation, biological process: fatty acid elongation, saturated fatty acid; very long-chain fatty acid biosynthetic process; fatty acid elongation, monounsaturated fatty acid. Gene Ontology annotation, cellular component: endoplasmic reticulum membrane.